Drosophila bipectinata is the source of this 2260-nucleotide messenger RNA. It is a transcript of the gene SLC5A11, whose product is annotated as Sodium/solute co-transporter-like 5A11. Lineage: Eukaryota; Metazoa; Arthropoda; Insecta; Diptera; Drosophilidae. The record is from RefSeq and is a predicted model, not a curated record. Gene Ontology annotation, biological process: sodium ion transport; transmembrane transport. Gene Ontology annotation, molecular function: symporter activity. Gene Ontology annotation, cellular component: membrane.
CCUCUUUACAACAUGGAAUCGUCGGGCUACAGAUUUGGCAGCGUCGACUAUGUAGUGUUUCUGGGCAUGAUCGUUCUAUCCACCAGUACGGGCAUCUAUUUCGGGUGCAUCAAGAAGGGCAAGAAGAAGAUCGAGGAGGUGGAACCCACCUUACCAACCACUGUGCCCGCGAGGCGCAAGCACGAUUUCGGAUCGGAGAAGAUGAGCGAGUAUCUGCUGGGAUCACGCAAUCUGAAAGUUUUUCCCGUUGCCAUGAGUCUCAUAGCCAGCUAUAUAUCGGGUGUCACGAUACUGGGCACCACAUCGGAAAUCUAUAAUUAUGGCACGCAAUAUUGGUUUAUAGCCAUAGCAAUCGUUCUACAGGGCAUUGCCGUCUCCUAUGUAUAUAUACCGGUAUUCUCGGCACUUCAAGUGGGGUCUUCGUAUGAGUAUCUGGAGAUGCGCUUCCAUUCCAUCAUACGAAGUAUAGCCUCGUUUAUGUUUAUUUUGGAUGAGAUACUUUUUCUGCCGUUUAUUGUUUACGUGCCAGCCAUUGCUCUCAACCAGGUAUCUGGCAUUAAUCUCCAUGUUAUUGCUGUCGUGAUAGUGAUCGUGUGUGUUUUCUAUACCUUUGUGGGUGGAAUCAAAGCCGUGGUCCAUACAGAUGCCUGGCAGGUCCUGGUAAUGUUUCUUUCAGUUGUGGCAGUGGCCGCUCUGGCCACCUAUUACGCCAACGGCCUGGACGUCAUGUUCGACGAUGCCGCUAAAGGUGGACGAAUAAUAUUCACCAACACGAAUCCCUCGCCGUAUGUCCGUCACACCGUUUGGAGCGUCCUCAUCGGUGGCUUCUCCUACUGGACGUCAUUCAAUGCCGUCAACCAGACCAUGGUCCAGCGCUAUAUGUCCCUGCCGUCGCUGAAGAAGGCCCGUGCUUCCAUGGCCAUUUUUACCAUUGGAGUGGCUGCCUUUGUAUCCGUUUGCUGCUGGGUGGGACUCCUGAUCUUUGAGAUGUACAAGGAUUGUGACCCCUUAAGUGCGGGGUUGAUAACGCACGAUGACCAGCUGCUGCCCCUCUUUGUGGUCCAAAGUGUGGGCCACAUUUACGGAAUGCCUGGCCUGUUUAUAGCUGGAAUUUUUGGUGCCGCCUUGAGUUCUCUGUCCGUUGUGCUCAACUCAACAUCCUUGGUGAUCCUGGAGGACAUAGUUCGAGGCUGCUUCAAGAUGCAGCCCAGCGAAAGAGCCUCCACUAUACUGGUCAAGUCGACUAUCAUAGUUUUGGGUCUAGUGGCGCUAUCGCUGGUCUUUGUCCUGGAGCAGCUGAGCGGAAUCCUGAGUAUCUGCACUUCGAUGACAGCCAUCGCAGCUGGAACCACUUUUGGCCUAUUUACCCUUGGAAUGCUAGUUCCCUGGGCCAAUACAGUGGGCACUGCUGUGGGUGGAAUCGCAAGUGCUCUGCUUGCUGGAUGGAUAUCAUUUGGAACGCAGUUCACCAUAGCAGCCGGACAGUUGAACUCCCAAAAGCUCCCGGUCUCUGUGGAAGGAUGUGCCGCCAAUGUCACGCUUCCGGAGAACGUGUGGGUGGACGAGGAGCAAGUGUUUCCACUUUACCGGUUGUCAUAUCACUGGAUUAAUCCCAUCGGAGUGGCCACCGUUCUGGUGGUGGGAGCUCUAGUCUCUUUGGUGACGAAGCCAACGAACAUGAAAACCCUCGAUCCUGACCUGAUAUCGCCCGUAAUUCAUAGAUUCCUCCCGAAGGAAUGUUUCGAGGGUCGCAAUCCACAGGCGCAAGCGCACAAAAACCUCCUCCACACCUCCUAAAGACAAUUCGCCAUAAUCCGCUGUGCCAAAUCAAAUGGAAUUGAUUUAGAUACAUAAUUCUUACCUGUGGCAUUGCAUUCCAUACACCCCCCUAUGUUGUUGGUAUAGUUCUUAGUUGUAGUUACUAGUCGUAGUCUAGUAGCCUAGUCUAGUAUCAUUCGAUCCAGUGGUUGGAUCGGAUAACACACACAAACCGAAGUACAGGAACCUAUGAAUCUGCAUCUCCCACUACAGGAUGCACAAUCAUUAUCUAAUAGUGUGAAUAGUGUAUUAUAAUUUAGGUUUAUUCAAAGGUUCUUCUGUUUAUCUGUCUUAUCCCCUUAUGUUGAAGUUCCCAGGCUCAGUUUAGGCAUAAUUCUUUGGCAUUUUCGAUUUGUAGUCAGCAGACUGUGUCUCAUAUGUAUUCCGUGUGACUUUACAAGCAUAAUGUCUGUGAUAAAUUCAAUAAAUAGAUCAAACCAGA